CGAGCUUGACGCUGAGUCCUGCUGUGCCAGCUGUCAGCCACGUCACCUCCCCUGAAGAAACUUUCCUCUCGGACCACUGCAGACACAGCAGAGUCUGGGAGCGGACUCAGAAGACAUCAUAUCGCUGCAUCUACAUGCGUCUAAAUACCGAACCAACGAGCAGCCGGACACGCUUCUCUGUGCAGCUUAUUUAUCUUUUAGCUUUUUAACUCUUCUUUUCAUUUAUUUAUUUAUUUUUGCACUCUCAGAGCGUGUUUUGCUUCUUGUGUCUGAACCACCCUGCCCUGUCUCCUGAGGACGUGGAAGGCCUGUGAGGAGUCGUAUCAAGGUUUUGUUAUUGAAGCGGAAAGUUAACAACAUGAACGUGUUCCGUCUGGCGGGUGACGUGUCACAUCUGGUGGCUAUCAUUAUCCUGUUACUGAAGAUAUGGAAGUCCAGAUCCUGUGCUGGCGUCUCUGGGAAGUCCCAGGUGCUGUUUGCACUUGUCUUCACCACCAGGUACCUUGACUUGUUCACGGUCUUCAUUUCUCCUUACAACACGGUCAUGAAGGUGGUGUUCCUGGCUCUGUCCUAUGCUACCGUGUACCUGACCUACAUGCGCUUCAGGAACACGUACGACUCUGAGAACGACACUUUCCGUGUGGAGUUCCUGUUGGUGCCAGUCAUCGGGCUGUCCUUCCUGGAAAACUAUGCUUUCACCCCAAUGGAGAUCCUGUGGACCUUCUCCAUCUUCCUGGAGGCGGUGGCCAUAAUGCCGCAGCUCUUCAUGAUCACCAAGACCGGCGAGGCGGAGUCCAUCACCACCCACUACCUGUUCUUCCUUGGCCUCUACCGAGCCCUCUACAUAGCCAACUGGGUGUGGCGUUACCACACCGAGGGCUUCUUCGAUCAGAUCGCCGUGGUGUCCGGCGUCGUGCAGACCAUUUUCUACUGCGAUUUCUUCUACCUUUACGUCACAAGGGUGCUUCGAGGAAGAGGAAAGAUGAGCCUGCCGAUGCCGGUUUAAAACAGACGUCUGUGCCGUUCAGCCGCCCAUCGGUGCCUGCUACAGUUCAGCAUCUGAACACAGUCCUUGCCCUUCAACUGUAACAUGCAUUUAGCAAUGGGACUAAUGGUCUGACAUCUUUCUGUAGACCUCUAGAAAAGGAUUUUCUGAUUGAUUACUUUGUGUGUGAGUCUGUAUGUUUGCAAGUGUGUAUGCAUACGUGUGUUUGGGUUUUUUUUGGGGGGGGGGGUUUGUCUUCAUAAGAUGCAAAUGUGACACUGGAAAUGUGUCCCUGAUGUGCACGUGGAAGAGUCAUGCAAGAGAGUAACACUAUGGAAACUAUGUAUUUGUCUUUACUUUCCCUUGUAGGUUCUGAGAGAGACUCUGGCUCGGGAGACUGUUACUGUAUGUAGCUUCAGUUUCCACAGUACAGAUACAGAUCCACUGUUUUCCUGUGUUAAAGCUGUAAGAGUGCUCAGAGUUUCAUGUCAAAGGUUCCUACACUUUAUCCAAUCACCGCCACAUGUUUGACAAACUGUUAAACAUGUGCAAUGUCUUGCCUGUUGAUUUACCGUAAUGAUAAAUAUUUAGUAAAUUUGUACUCUGUAAUCUUCCACAAAGCGUCUUCCUCUUUGGUUCUGUAGUGUUAGACACUCCCUGAAUAUCUUACUGUAUUAUGUGCAAACAUUUUUAUCCUAAUUGCCAAGUAUGUUUUUUGUAUUUCCUCUUAAUGGCCUUGUCUUUUUUUAUAUCAAUGUAUUUCUUCACGGGAGAAAAAUGGGCAAAACAUUUUGUCAUGUCUCGAAAGAAGCCAAUGAUGGAACAGAUAUCUGCUGCAAUGUUCUAGUUAAAGAAAAGUUUUUAUCUUU
This is a messenger RNA of Siniperca chuatsi (mandarin fish), 1854 nucleotides long. RefSeq names its product KDEL endoplasmic reticulum protein retention receptor 3 (gene kdelr3). Gene Ontology annotation, biological process: endoplasmic reticulum to Golgi vesicle-mediated transport; protein retention in ER lumen. The transcript is spliced from 5 exons. The record is from RefSeq and is a predicted model, not a curated record. Bases 359 to 1006 code for a protein of 215 amino acids. Gene Ontology annotation, molecular function: ER lumen protein retrieval receptor activity. NCBI's taxonomy places the organism in Eukaryota, Metazoa, Chordata, Actinopteri, Centrarchiformes, Sinipercidae. Gene Ontology annotation, cellular component: membrane; endoplasmic reticulum; cis-Golgi network.